AUUUUAUUUUUUGCUCUCUUUAUUUCUAUUGUAAGCAUAAAAUGCCAAAACUCACUAUAUUCCAUAAUCCUAGCUGCACUAAGUCUAAGCGCAGCGUAGCCUGCCUACAGACUAACAAGACAGAUACUAACUAUGAUCUCGAAAUCAUUGAGUAUCAAAUCAACCCUCCAUCUAGUGAUAUUCUGGCUACCCUGUCUAGCUACCUUGGGCUUACCGAACAAAACCCUGCUUCAAGACCUUGGGACUAUCUUUUGAGACCUGAAGCUCAAGGAAAAGCAAAUUCGUUUGAAGAAGCAUUUGCCAUUAUUCAAGUUAAUCCUUCUCUUUUAGAAAGACCCUUUGUUAUUGACUGGGAUCGCAAAUUGGCUGUACUUGGUCGUCCUGAUAUUUCUCAAGUCGAAAGAAUGGUUACUGAACGUGUUGCAUUAGCCAAUAAACAUUAAUGUUAUUAAUCAAUAAAG
Messenger RNA from Gilbertella persicaria, 461 nucleotides. RefSeq lists its product as uncharacterized. The record is from RefSeq and is a predicted model, not a curated record. Gene Ontology annotation, molecular function: oxidoreductase activity. Gene Ontology annotation, cellular component: mitochondrion. The transcript has a single exon. Bases 42 to 443 code for a protein of 133 amino acids. NCBI's taxonomy places the organism in Eukaryota, Fungi, Mucoromycota, Mucoromycetes, Mucorales, Choanephoraceae.